Aspergillus neoniger CBS 115656 is the source of this 379-nucleotide messenger RNA. RefSeq lists its product as uncharacterized. The record is from RefSeq and is a predicted model, not a curated record. The transcript has a single exon. Lineage: Eukaryota; Fungi; Ascomycota; Eurotiomycetes; Eurotiales; Aspergillaceae. The coding region runs from base 135 to 335 and encodes 66 amino acids.
GUCUACUUAUCCUGAAAUACUUGCUCUAGUAAGUAAUAAGCGGGUGUAUAAAAAUCAAAGAUUUUUAUACUAAUCAAGGAACGGGCGAAGCUGGUCUUCAUAAUUCUCAACUCCCUGCCAGGUGUAUUUCACGGAUGCUUAGCGUCUCUCAGCGCCUGUCUCUUUGCAUGACUUGCAUAACACGAUAUAGUCUAAUAUGGAGAUCUUAUUCUUCUGUUCUUUAUAAUUAUAUGUUGAGACAUUUGAGUCACCCCUGCUGCUUGCUAGCGGCGAUAUAUCGUUUUGGUCUAGCGGGCUGUUCCAACAUUAUAUUUCAUCUUAUUCAGAAGCCUUAGAAGAUCAUUUUUCUAGCUGCUGCAGUCCAAUCACUAAACAUUGC